Labeo rohita (rohu) is the source of this 3091-nucleotide messenger RNA. RefSeq names its product immunity-related GTPase family, f4 (gene irgf4). Lineage: Eukaryota; Metazoa; Chordata; Actinopteri; Cypriniformes; Cyprinidae. The record is from RefSeq and is a predicted model, not a curated record. The transcript is spliced from 6 exons. Gene Ontology annotation, molecular function: GTP binding; zinc ion binding. Bases 245 to 1753 code for a protein of 502 amino acids.
CUCACCAGGAAGAGACUGAUGUGUUAUUUUUCCUUUCUGUCAUACUGACACUCUUCUUUACCAAAAAAACAAGGAUUAAUUAGUAAUCAGUGGAGAACAAAGAGAAACACUUUCAAAAGGGAUUUUUGUGAAGUUUGUUUCUGAACUGACAGAAGAUCUUUGUGAUUGUCGUGAUUGCUCAUUUUUUAACAGUCGUUCAGAAAGUGAAUGUAAAGUUCAUACUGCUGGAGCUCAAACAGUGAAAAUGGCUUCACAAUCUGAGGAUGAUUAUAUUUGUCCCGUAUGUCAUGAAAUCUUCAAUAAUCCUGUUUUUUUGUCAUGUAGUCACAGUGUCUGUAAAGAGUGUCUUCAACAGUUCUGGAGAACUAAGAAAACUCAGGAGUGUCCUGUCUGCAGAAGAAGAUCCUCAAAACAUAAUCCUCCAGUUAAUCUUGCAUUAAAGAACUUGUGUGAUUCGUUCUUGAAGGAGAGAAAUGAAAGGUGUUCAUCAGGAUCCGAGGAGCUCUGCAGUUUACACAGUGAGAAACUCAAACUGUUCUGUCUGGAGGACAAACAGGCAGUGUGUUUAGUGUGCAGAGAUUCACAUCAACAUGACAAUCAUAAAUUUAGACCCAUCAGUGAAGUGGUUAUAUCGUAUAAGGAGGAGCUCAAAACAGCACUGAAAUCAUUACAAGAGAAACUGAAAUGCAAUAAAAACAUCAAAGGAGAGUUUGAGAAAACUCAGGGUGACAUCAAGUCUCAAGCUGAGCACACAGAGCGUCAGAUUAAACAGCAGUUUGAGAAGCUUCAUCAGUUUCUCAGAGAUGAAGAAGAAGCUACAAUCACUGCACUGAGGAAGGAAGAGGAGCAGAAGACGCAAAUGGUGAAGGAUAAGCUGGAGGAUAUGAACAGACACAUCUCUGCUCUUUCAUGCACAAUCAAAGACAUGGAGAAGACGAUGAAAGCCAAUGACGUCUGCUUUCUAAAGGAGUUUCCUGUCUCAAUGAAAAGGGUCCAGAUCUCACAGCCGGAUCCACAGAUGCCUUCUGAAGCUUUGAUUCAUGUGGCAUGUUACUUGGACAACCUGCCGUUCAGAGUCUGGAAGAAGAUGGAGGACAUUGUCCCAGACAUGUCAGAAAGACGACUCGUGCUGCUGGGUAGAACUGGUGCUGGCGGAAGUGCAGCUGGAAACACAAUACUGGGACAGAAAGUCUUCAGAUUUGGGCCAAGUUCGAUGACAGUAACCAAUGAAUGUACAGCUGCUCACGCCACUGUUUCAGACAGGAAGGUGUGUGUAGUUGAUACUCCUCCAUUCUUUCACACAAGACUUAGUAAUGAGGAGAUAAUGAAAGAAAUAGCGAGAAGUGUUUAUUUAUCCAGUCCUGGACCUCACGCUUUUCUCAUUGUGGUCACAGCAGGUCUGGCAUUCAGAAAGGAGGAUCAGGAAACUAUUUCAUUGAUUGAGAUGAUGUUUGGUCAGGAGGUGUUAAAAUACUCCAUUAUUCUCUUCACUUAUGGAGAUGAUUUAGAUGACAAGCCAAUAGAGGAGGUUAUUGAGGAGUACAGUAAUACAAAGCAACUAGUUAAUCAGUGUGGAGGCAGAUAUCAUGUCUUCAACAACAGAGAUCGAAAUAACAGAGAGCAGGUGAAUGAUCUACUGCAGAAGAUUGACACAAUGGUAAAGCAGAAUAGAGGAGGAGGACAUUACAGUAAGCAGAUGUUUGAAAAUGCUCAGAAAGGAAAGGAAAAAACAACAAAGUCAAGAAAGUGUUGAUGCUCCUGGAUUCUUUGACACACAGAUGAGUUAAUGACAGAGAUAAUGAGAAGUGUUUAUUUAUCUAGUCUUGGACUGCACACUUUUCUGUUGUUUGGUCCAUCAUUCUCUUCACUCACAGAGAUCAGCUGGAAGAGCCCAUAGAGACACUAGAGGAGUGGAGGCAGAUUUCAUGUCUUCAAAAUUAGAGAUCAUACUGUAACUGCAUAUCUGAUGAAAAUAUGAUUGGUGCUUGUGUGGCUAUAAACUCAAAUGCUUGUGUGGCUAUAAACACAUAUAAAAAGUUAUAUUGGCAGUGAUUUACAGUUUGGGAUUGCAGGAAAGCCAAUCUCUAAAUCAGUACAAUGUUCUGCUGCUGAGAUAUGUCCACGUAUUCUGUAUAAAACUCUGCUGUUCUCCAGAAGAGCUGGAAAUUAACAUUCAGCUGAUGCAGCACAAGUGCACUGAACUCUAAGGGAGAAUAUUAAAUAUAAAUGUAGAUUAUGUUCAUAAUAAUCCUAACCCUAACCAAAUAGCAAGUACAUGUAGUUAAUUGAUAUUACUUGGUACUUCAAAGUAAGUAAGCCCUUAAAUAUUCUGUUUGCUUGGACUUUCUGCCUCCUUCGUGUUUCUCACCCUAACAACCUGUUACAGCUGGUGAGGAAAUUUCUACACCGAUUAAUAAACUUGGUGAUAACACUGGUGUUACAGAUUACACUGCAUAAUUUACAAGAAAAUAUAUUUGUCGUGACACUUAGGAUCUUUAAUGUUAGAUCUUUUACACAACACAAGAACAGUAAAAUAGUACAACGACAAGUUUGCUGAAAUCAAACAUAUAACUAAUUAACAAAAUUAAUAAGACCGAUGACAUUAUAUACUCAAGCUGUUACAAAUAAAUGAAAGCUCUUUUCGAUUUCCUUACUUUAAAACCUUUAAAAUAUUGACACUUAUGUAAAAAAUUAUAGUCUGCCUCGACCCAGAUUCCACUUCACAAUAUAUGUUUAAUCAUGCUCAUUUCCCAAAAUGGCUUAAUUAUUAUAGAGAAGAAGAAAGUCAACAGUUAUGUUGUUUCUAGACAAUUUAGGAUGAUUACAUCCUGAGCAAAUGGUGACCCAUUGUAGCAUGGAAGCGGGUGUGGGACACUGAGAACCAUCUCAGACAAAGAGGUGUUAGAACAUGAUUAACAUACAGACCACAGCUGUUAUGAAAGGAGCAACUUCAUUUACAUUAAGAGUAGUAAACUUUAACUGUAUAAAAGGUUUGAGCUAAGGAUGUUCUGGGUUCAUUCUGAGUCCGUUGAAACCAAGGUACAACAUGUACUUUGCCACUGCUAUGCUGCAAUAAACAUCUUCAUCAAGA